AUGCCACCGCCUCCACCAUCUCCUCCGCCAUCUACGUCUACCUCUCAACCGGUGUCCUCUUCACUUCCCUCUUCUUCUUCUUCUUCUUCUUCUUCUCAACCUGCCUUGGAAUUGCUCCCCUCCCCUCCAAAUAUACCCACCCGCGUCGCUCCAGAAGCCAGACUUUCUUCAUCCCCAUCAGCAUCGACACCAUAUUCAAUAGCAGCACCUACUCCUGCCAGUACAUCAGCAAAGCAUCCCGCUGUGGCCUCGAUCGCAUUUCCUACUGGACCAUCGUCUUCCACAUCUGCAUCGUCGUCGCCUUCUCGUCCACCGCCUCGGAUCAUACCAGGAUCGGCCACAUCCUCGGCUAGACAGAGUCGUUCCUCGUCUCCAGCACCAGCACCGCCCCUGAGAACCAUAUCCCAAGGUCCUUACUCCAAUCAACCUUGGCCACCUUCUGCAACGGCCAAUGUUAAUGCUACCGGUAGCGCCAUCUCCCAUUUGACCUCUUUGGAGCGACAACAGGCCACAGACAGCCCUAGAGAGCACAAGCGUUCCAGCUCGCUUGCUACUCUCAAGUCUUUCGCCUCGGCCUCUCAUCCCAAUCUACCGAGUACCGGCUCCUUGCAUCCAUCAUCCACAGCGAGCAGAGCUUCUACCCAAGCCAGCACUCCUCCAGCGACUGCCUCGAGUCCUUCGACAUCAGGACAGAUGCCAGCGCCCACUCAGCCUCCAUUUCAGCGGCCACAGGCCUACAGAUUCUCUCGCACCCAAUCAGCAGCGCCUCCACAUGUGCGCCCCACCGAUGCUCACGCCUCUCAAGAUCCCAACGCUCAUCCCUCCACCUCGCUCGAUGAUCUCGAGAAGGAGCGUCAAAGACUUAAGGCUGCCGCUGCUGCCAAGCUCGCAGAGCAGGAAGCUUGGGAGAAGACCCGCGGCGCAGGUAGUGCCGUUCUCGAUCUCCUUAGUCUUCCAGAUGCUUCAACAGGAGACACUGACGAUGAGCAUUCUAGUGGCUCAAACAGCAACGGGCGUCAGAGCCGUGCCACCACCCCCGGAUCCGCCUCGGGUUCCAGCAACAGCGCUUCAGGAAGCGGCAAUGGCCAUAGCAAUAGCAAUAGCCAAGCGAGCAGCUCCAGCUCCUCACGCACUCAGCGUAAGGUCAAGAAGCUCUCACGCACUUGGCAGGCUGCUCAUGUCCUCCCUUCGCUCCAAGAAGUGCAAGCGCGAAGAUAUGAAGCUGUCACUGUUACAUCUGCCGACAAGCUCCUCAGUAGAGGCAUCUCGGAAUAUACCCUUCUCCCCAAGAUCCUCGGUAGAGGCAAGUUUUCCAGCGUCUUCCUGGCAUCCAAACCUCAUGGCCCCACAGGAGAGCCUCGACUCUUUGCGAUCAAGCAUACCCCGCUCUUUCCGCAUCACCCUCUGAUCGCAACUCGCCUUCUCCGUGAGCCAACGCUUCUGGCAGAGCUGCCACCACAUCCAAACCUCGUCAAUGUCUACGAGACCAUUCGUACUCCUGGUCACUUUUACCUCGUCGAAGAGUAUCUAGACGGCUACGUCACGCUAGAGGCGCUUCUACCCAUGCGUUCCGAACAGUCACCACCACAUCACCCAAUAUUACCUACUGGUGUCGCCAACUGCGUCCUCGACCAGCUCCUCUCAGCAGUCCACGCCAUCCAUCAUCCCUUGCAGAUCUGCCAUCGUGACAUCAAACCGGAAAACAUUCUCGUUCGCCCCGAUACGCUGCAGCUCAAGCUCCUUGACUUCGGUUUGGCAACUCACUUCAGUCGCAGCGAGGCUAAGCUGUCCACUUGCUGCGGCAGUCCAGCCUUCCACUGCCCAGAGAUCGUCGCGGCACUUCGCAACCCAGUCGGCACUGUGCACUACUGGGGACCCGAGGUCGACGCUUGGACUUGUGGCAUCACUAUGCUUCGAUUGCUCACCGGUAUUCGAUACCCUAUCGGCGCUUCGCACACCAGCGUUCGUUCUAUGGCCAUUCGAGCUCAGCGUGCUGUCGCUACCAUCAAAGACCCCGAGCUUCGCGAUCGUGUCGGCAAGCUGCUCGAGAUCAACGGCGAACGCAGAAUGCGCAACUUUGAGGACCUAGUCAAGGCUCUCCAGACAUCGACCGACGAGCUUGAACGCGGACCAAAAGAGUUCAAGAGCACCACCUUCAUCCCUGUCGAGCCUCUGCACAAGAUGAAUCUACCACUUGUCGUGGGACCUGCAGCUGAAGCCGCGCUCACUUCUCCACUGCUGCCAAGCGGUGCCACUCCCACAGCUUCAAGGCGCGCAACACCCAUGAACUCGCGACCUACUUCCCCUACGCCAGGAGGCUGCGACGUCUCGGAUGCAAACCUGUCGCCAGCCCCCUCACUGCUCCUCAGCAAUCCGACACACCAACCUCCGCAGAGAGUCUUGUCCUACAUCAAGUACUGUCUUCGUUGCGCUGGCAUCUUGUACCAUUGUUGGCCUGACACCAGCUCCUCCUCCAGCUUGCCAUCGACGCCUGGCCCCUUCGAUGCGGCCUUUCAAGACUACAACAACAGCCAGAGCAACGUAGGCACGAGCGCUACUCCUCGCUCCGGCGAGACAUCAGCAUUCGCACAGUCAGCACAGUCUGAGGGCAUUGCUCCAGCCUCACUUUCGCCCAGCACGCCGUUCCCGAUCCAGGCAGCCCGUUCUGAGCGCGACCCUUACUCACACAUUCACAUAUUCGAGUGCGUACUUGAGAUCGUCGACCCGCCCGAACAUGCUGAGCAAGAGCCGCAAAGCUUCGUCCAGUCUAUCUUCAGCGCCCUCAGCUUCGGUCGACGCCCUACUAAUCGACGCAGCCGUUCGACACCGCCCAAGCCUGAGAACCUGCAACCAGCCGGAAUGCCUAGACCUCCCGGUACACCAGCAGACGCACCUGUGUCAGGGUCUGGAAGCGCUUCCGGCAAAUCUGGCCAAGUCAAAUGCCUGACUUUCUACCUCGUCCUUCGCUUCCCACGACGACCAUCAGGACACGUCAGCUUCGUCUUUAUGCGACCUUCGUACAACCGUGCUUCGAGUGUUGCCAGUCGGUCUCAUCGGGCUAGAUCUCGUGCCUCGUCCGCUGUCGGUGCUGAUCGCGAAAGUGGAGGUCUUCACCGCGAUGCCAGCACGGACAGUCUCACGCAUCUCAGCAAGCUUCACAGCAGUCACGCUGAGUUUGCAACGGGCAUCCAUCCACUCCGUAAAGCGAUGAUCGACUCGAACCACACAACGCCCCGUGCAAGCCGCACAUCGAGUCCUGCCCGCUCUUAUGGCAACCUCAAGAAACGCGAUGGAAGUUUUGCGCCGCAUCGACGCGAUGACAACAAGACAGAGCGCAGCAACAACCUCGGCCUCACUAUUGAGACCUCACCGGAGCUGCUUCGUAUCGAGAAGAAUCAAGAUUCAGCCCGCAACAGCCCCUCUCCUCACUCAGCACCCAACUCGAGGUCGACAAGCCGCGCGAGAUCUCGCAAGUCGAGCCGCGUCCGUGCUCCGAGCGGAUCGUACAGAGGGUCUGGCUCGAACAAGGUCUUUGUGCACAUCACCGAUGUGCGUGCGCUUGAGGCGGUCCGCAAGGCGCUCAGCAUUGGAGGCACUACAACCGACUACAACCCGGACCUCGAACCCGACUACGAGGAUCUGGACGGUCAGUGGGCGAACCCGGACCUGCGUAUACGCGAGAUGACGCUUGGAGAAGAGUCUGAUCCUGGGCCCAGUGGCAGCCUCGUCAACUCGAGGCAUCGACGUCCAACCUCAAACCGACGCAAGCCCCAUUCGCACCGCCAAAUCUCGGGCUUGACUGCUCCUGCUGCCGAAGAUCAGGACGCCGCCGAAGAUGGGAAGGAGACCAGCCGUGCAUCUCGACCCACAUGGGCCGACGUACCCGCUGGCUCGAUCAAACCACGCAACACCAUUUCGCAUGGCAGCGGCGAUCAGGAACAGUACACACGCGGUCGUCCUCUUGGGCCCGCCGGCAGCUUGACUGCAUCAUUGCAAUCGCAAACCCCGGCUACGGGUAUCGCAGUCCCUACGAGUACACCUCGUUUGCGUGCUUCAUCGAACCUCGCCUUUGCAGUGGUGCAAGAAGAGUCUUCGCCGUCGAACACUGAUCACUCCGUUUCGCAGUCCAAGACCAUGGUCGAUAUGCGUGAUCGAAGCAGUGCAGAAGAAUGCGCGACAAAGCAGCCAGAUGCAACAGCUGCUCCCACUGUCUCGAACCCAACCGGCUUCGAUUUGACUCAGGCAGUCGCAUCUCUUGCUGCCCUGACCGCCGGACUGCUGAAAGAGGACCCUGUCUCUAAAGUCGAAGAGCUCGAUUCUAGUGUCUCCGCCAUUGCAGCUUACUUGCUCCGCCUUCAAACGGAAGACGUAGCACGCUUCACACAGGAGCUUGAUACAUUGUCCUUUGACCUCUUCAAAGCGAUGUCUCCGCUUACAGGCCUCGUUGAGCGACUGUCUGGCUCGCCAGGCAAAGCUGCAUCUAUAGCUAGACGAGUAUUGUAUCUCCUGGGAGAGCACGCUUCUUCUCGAGAAGUGUACAUGGCGGUUGACAUGCGUUGUGGCGAGAUGUUGGAUGACGAAACUCGUUGCGUUGAGUUGUUGGGCGAAGAUAAUACCUGGAGCUCCGCAGCAGAAGCCAUCUUCUCAAUGCAUCUAUUGAACACUGUUCUACCGCGCAUUCGAACCAAGAAGCCUCAAGCCUUUUCGCAGGUGUUCGGACGCUUGCCACAAUGUCUCAUGCUCGGACUUGCUGCUCUCGCCGACGUAGCACCUGCAGCUUGCGAGAGCACAGCAGAAGAGGCGGUCAAGACGUGUUGCUCUACGGCACUGAUCGUGGUCGAUUGGGAGGCACAUUGUACCGGAACGUCGGAACACGAGCCCGUCAAAAAGACGUCACGAGAAGCACUCGGCCGCUUCCUUCAAGGUAUCACCGUCUGUCUGCCCUACCUUGCCGGUGCGAACUUGGCUUUGUCUGAAGAGUACUUCUUCGCACAGAAUCCACGAUACGCGUUGGGCCGAAAGGACGAGACAGGCAUUGUCAAGCGUAAUGAGGCGCUCUUUGCCGAGAUCUCAAAGACGCUUGCUUCGCUCGAGGUGGAUCUGGGUUCGAUCUGGGCGAAUGCUUUGGUAGGUAUGUCGCAUGCACCUGAAGACGAUGAUACGCGCGAGGCAUUGGCAGCUCUGGGUGUUGCUGGGUUCGUGCUGCAUGUUCAUCUGCUGCAUUCGGGAUAUGCUCGAGACCGUCCAUCGGAAUGGAAGGGUGUCAAGGUGCAAACGCAAUUAGAAGCAGCACUUCCAGCGAUUCUGCUUGUAGUGAGCGAGCAGACCAAAGCAGCGGCAUUACCAGAACUCGAAGAGGGCAAAGAGGAAGCACUCGCAGAUACCAGCCUACUUUGGCUGCAGUGGUGUCUAGGCGGGCUGCAGCAAGACGCAUCGGCAGAACAACGCAUCUUGCCUGUGGAACUGGCAGUGAGCUUGGCACAGUCGCUUGCUAUGCAAAGUGUCAUCUCACCGAGUCCACCAGCACGACUGAUCCGGUUCAAGCUGCUGACGGAUUUGCUUACUCACCAGAUGGAGAAAGCGGCUGCGUUGCAGGUAUUGGGUCAUCUGAUCUCAAGCUCUCCUUUUGCUCAGUUGCGUGCUGGAGGCGUUUCUAUCUUGCGUACGGCGAUGGCUGUCUGGCUGUCCCCGUUACGAAGGGAUGAUGACUCGGACGGCGUCCCUGUCGAAGAGCUCGUGGCUUUGCUGGAUCAGAUCUUUGUUCUGCCCAGCAACCUGCAGAUCGCUUCGGAGGAGGUAGAAGCAAAGGCAAACGGAUUGGUCGGAAUACUGGCAGAGGAAAGCGGCAAAUUCAACGAGCUUCUGUCGCUUCUCUUUUGGGUGAAGACACAGAGACGCUCAGGCAACCUUAAGGAACAUGGCAUGAUCAGCUCGGGCAAGUACAGGAACACGUUCGUAGAGCCACUGCAGAGGCUUGUUGAGCGCCUCGCUGCAGCACGAAAGUCGUCAACGGCUACAGACGGAGGGUCGGACGCAUCUCAGAAACAGCACUGGCAGCAAAUUGAGCUGCUUCAGAUCGCACUACAGCGCUUGGCCGAUUCUCAAAAUUAA
Molecule: messenger RNA, 6111 nt
Organism: Ustilago hordei
Lineage: Eukaryota; Fungi; Basidiomycota; Ustilaginomycetes; Ustilaginales; Ustilaginaceae
Exons: 1
Coding region: 1-6111 (2036 amino acids)
Biological process (GO): intracellular signal transduction; protein phosphorylation
Cellular component (GO): cytoplasm
Molecular function (GO): ATP binding; protein serine/threonine kinase activity
Source: RefSeq, a predicted model, not a curated record